AUACAAUCUUCACAAAGUCAACAUCAAUGGAUCCUGAGUCCUUGGCUGUAGAUAAGCAGGGUAUCAAGCCACAAGUUACUAGGAAGGACUUCUUCACAAAGGAGUUUAGUCCUGUGAAAAAUGAACCUCAAGAUGGCUUCUCAGCUCAAUUCAAUAAAGUUAAUAUUGAUUUCCAGAAAUAAGGAGAGUAGAGAUAUUAAAUCAGUCAUGGAGACUAGGAAUAAGCUUAAGGCCCAAUUCUCAACAAGAAUUAAUACUCCUAUCUUCUUUGAACGCCAUGAGAAGAUAAAACCUGACACUAAGGAUGGCAACAGUAAAGAAAAAUUAAAACUUAUUAUAAAAAAUAACAUGAAUUUUGAUGACUCUAAAUCAGAGAUUAUAUCAUCUCCUAACAAGCAUCAAGAAGAAUAUAAAAUCACAGAGAAUUUAGUAUCCUCAUCUGCCAUUAAAUAAAGGGAUUGGACUGAGUCCAUAUAAGUCAGAUCAAGAACAGAAAACACCGAUGUCACCUCAUAUAAUUGAUAUAUCUCCAAAAUUUCAGAAAGCUCUUCCUCAAAAGAAGUCUCCAGUUAGGCCGGUGAGGAAAAAUCAGAAGGUGGACAUUAAUAAGUAUAAGAUAUCGAAAUAAAGAUGUUAUCCUUCAUGAGCUCUUAUACGGGUACAAGCCUAAAACCUCACGAGAGAAGUUGCCUAGGAGUCGAAGAACCCGAAGCCAAGAGAUCUCAAGGUAUACAAAGAUUAUAGUUCCAAAGCCAACCGAAGGCCAAAGAGUGGUCAAACCGGUCUUGUUAGGGAAGGGGCUUCAGAUAAUUGAAAAGCAACGGAAAAAUAACCUGAAAGAUUUAGAAAUGUUUAAGUCAAAUUCUGAUGAAGAAGUCCUUCCAGAUGACGAUAGAUGUAUCAAGAAGAUUCUCAACAUUAAAGUUGACAAGGACAUACAGAUUAACAAGUCAGAGUAUUCCAAAAUGAAAUAUCUUAAGAAGAAGUUCAAAAAGAAAAAGAGAAACCCGAAGAUCUUGAAGAACCAAGCCUUGAGCGACAGGAACCUCAAGUAUAAAGCUCUCGUGAAGAGCGAGAGUGUGAACCAGCUUCCACUUAAGAUACUGAAAAACCCUAUCUUUGCUCAGAACCGACGGAAGAAGCCAACUGGUCAAUUCACUGGAAGGAUGUUCAAGAAUCCAACUAAUUUACCCUUAUUUACGAAUAAAAGUAUCACUUCAGGAGUAUUAGGGAUUCAGGGAAAUCCUCGUAAGAGGAGGAAUUCGGUAAUUGACACCAUGAAAAGCAGGAAGGCUCUUCAUGAGAAGCAAUCAAGAAGGAAACUGAAGAAUUUAACAACUCAGACCUCUCCUGUACCUCAUAAAGAAGAGGUUGAGCCUAAAAUUGGCAACUAUUGUAUGAUUUUGCAUCCAGAUGAUAUAAAGAAGAUAUCUAUUAACCCUAACACAGCCAUGAACAUGAUAGACUUGGAGAACAAGAAGGUGUAUGUGAUCCCCAAUACUAUGAGCUACAAAUUUGAGAAUAUUAUGAUUAACGGACAAAAGCGAACAAAUGUGAUGUUUAAGUAA
Molecule: messenger RNA, 1568 nt
Organism: Moneuplotes crassus
Lineage: Eukaryota; Ciliophora; Spirotrichea; Euplotida; Euplotidae
Source: the annotation of a GenBank genome assembly